This is a messenger RNA of Sabethes cyaneus, 1563 nucleotides long. RefSeq names its product putative protein tag-52. Gene Ontology annotation, molecular function: guanyl-nucleotide exchange factor activity. Gene Ontology annotation, biological process: intracellular signal transduction. Gene Ontology annotation, cellular component: cytoplasm. The transcript has 3 exons. Lineage: Eukaryota; Metazoa; Arthropoda; Insecta; Diptera; Culicidae. The coding region runs from base 1 to 1563 and encodes 520 amino acids. The record is from RefSeq and is a predicted model, not a curated record.
AUGGAUAGUCGUGAAAGGAACGAUUAUCUGAAUCAAAAAAUGCUAAAGCCCCUUAUGCCGGAGGACAUGAGAAGCGAGCUGAUUGCCGCCCUCAGAACUCAAAACAUUCAACACACUAGAACAAAGUCGGUUAGAAAUAUAAGGAAAACAGUAUUCCCAACGACACAGUCAAAUGCUGCAGGACCAAAUGGCACAAACGAAGAAGACAAACGAGUACAACUUCGCCUGCAGGCGAUUCGAGAGAUUAAGACUUCCGAGCUGUCCUACCUGAGACAGUUAGAUUUGCUGAUUAAUUAUUUUGUUACACCACUUAGAACCAAUGGUCUCAUGCAGGAACGUGAACACAAUCAAAUCUUUGGCCAGCUGGAAACUAUUCAGAAUCUCAGUCAGGAAUUGUUGAAAAAGCUAGAUGAUGAUUUGGACAGAGUGGUUAAGGCAUUUGUGAAUUUAGGACCCUUCUUUAAGCUAUACUCAGUUUAUGCAUUUGACUAUCGAAAUUCACUCUGUACUUUGCAAUCGUUAAUGCAAAAAAGUCCAUCGAUGAAGAAGUUUAUAACUAACACCGAAUGUCGUCCAGAAGUUCAGAUGAAACUUAUAUCCUUGCUGAUCACCCCAAUUCAGCGAAUUCCUCGCUAUAAAUUGUUGCUUCAGCAAGUUCUACUUUACACCAGCCCUUGUGACUCGGCUUACAAACAGUUACAGGAAUCCAUUCGUUUGGUGGAGCAGUCGGUUACACAUAUAAAUUCGGUUGUAGAAGAUUUCGAAAAUACCCAAAGACUGAUCACUGUUCAAAGUGCCCUAGCUAAUAAGUCGUUAAAAAUGGUCAAACCAGGGCGAAAGAUUUUGAAAGAAGGUAUUCUACAGAAGCUUAAAACGGACGGAUCCACCUCACGCAAGUACUGCAUCCUGAUGUCCGAUCAAUUUGUCUACUGUCGGAUGUUGAAGGACUUGGAUCACCUCUUCACGGAGAACGGGCUGGAAUGCUGUUGCAUUUUUCCUCUUAAGAAGUGCAAAGUAGCGGAAAUGUUUAGGGGAAGUUUCAAGCUAAGCUGCAGUGGAGAUGGCAUUAUUUUCACCGCCGACAAUCCGGACGAGAGCAGCGCUUGGUUUCAGACCAUUCGCGAGGCCAUCGAGUUGCACGUUGAGUGCAGGAAAACGUUGCGAAAGCUUUCCAGCAAUAGGAAACCUAUGCGCAAAAAACACAUCCAGCGUCUGGAACCAGAAGAUGAUUAUUUGUGGCUUUUGCGGCGUAAAACGGCCAGCCCGCAGAAGUCGCCAAAACCUCGUGCCAAGUUGUGGUCUUUUCGUAAUAUGGACUGCUUGAAAACUAACCGUUCGUUUCAGGAAGAACCAAUGCAGAUUGAACGAAGCUCAACCUCAACAAAUGGUUUUCUAAAUCAGCGUGCUUUGGAAUCUUGUUCGCGUGACGAAAAUAGUUCUCCUUCUAUACCACCACGUGGUAUGGAUGAAUCUAUUCGAACAGCUCAGAUCUAUAGCUCAACGGUUGUUUCCGGAAGGAAACAUGUGCACUUUAAGCUUCCUGCAUCGUAUUACAAGCGUUAA